CUGUCGAAAAACUUUUCUUAAAAAAAUCAUAUAAAAUAAAAAACAAAAAUCAUUGUUGGUAGUUUCUGAGAAAGACACAGCGAGAAAUAGAGAAGACAAAACCUAAAACAACCUGAAAAGUAGGUUUUGUGCUAUCAUCAAGCCUCUCUUAUGGCGGGACCAUCAUGGCUGGUGGACAAAAGUAGAAUUGCAACCAAAAUAAAAAGUGCAUCGGGAGCAUGUGAUCCGGAAAAUGUUACAUGGAAAAGCAAUCCUACAAAGGCUUGCCCAAAUUGUCAGCAUACUAUUGACAAUAGUGAUGUUGUAAAAGAGUGGCCUGGCUUGCCAAAAGGUGUCAAAUUUGAUCCAUCUGAUCAGGAGGUAAUUUGGCACUUGCUUGCAAAAUGUGGUGUUGGAAAUUCAAAACCUCAUCCUUUCGUUGAUGAGUUUAUUAUUACUCUUGAAGUGAAUGAUGGAAUUUGUUACACUCAUCCUCAAAACUUGCCAGGUGUUAAGCAAGAUGGAAAUGCAUCCCACUUCUUCCACAGAGCAAUUAAGGCUUAUAAUACUGGCACUCGAAAACGCCGAAAAAUACAUGAUCAGGAUUUUGGUGACGUCCGCUGGCACAAAACUGGAAGAACUAAGCCAGUAAUCUUGAAUGGGGUUCAAAAAGGCUGUAAAAAGAUUAUGGUUCUGUAUAUGAGUAGUGCAGGAGGAGGAAAAGCUGAGAAAACUAAUUGGGUUAUGCAUCAAUAUCAUCUAGGAACAGAAGAGGAUGAAAAGGAUGGUGAGUUUGUUAUCUCCAAAGUGUUUUACCAACAGCAGCAAGUCAAACUGGGUGAUAAGGAUGAACAAGAUAUUCCUGAAGCUAUUGAAGCAACAAUCGCAAAAGUGGAUCCGGUUACUCCCAAAUCUGUGACUCCUGAGCCUCCUUAUACUGAAAGGCUGUAUUCAGAUGUAGAUCUAGGACAAGACACACCCGCCAUUCCUCAGCCUCCUCAGAUGAAUUGUCUGGAUGAAAUUCAACCUUAUUGUGAAGAGCAAGCAAAAGAUGAUCUAUCCAUGGUAGAAACUGAACGUAAUGAAGGGAAAGAUAAUAAUGAAAAUAAUGCUGAUGAUGGUCAAAAAUGGUGCGAAGGGACAGAUAAUAAUGAAAAUAAUGCUGAUGAGGGCCAAAAAUGGUGGGAUAGUGAAUCACAAAAUCUGUUGGAUUCACAACAAUUGGUUGACGCAUUGUCCUUGUGUGAUGAUUUACUUCGUAGCCAGUCUCCCACUAGAGACGGUAAAGAUGAAGAACAAAAGAACCAACCCAGCCUUUCUAUUUAUGCUCAGCUAGGACCCGAGCAUCUGAAGAAGGAUAUCGAAGACUGUCAAAAUCUCGUCCUUGAGCCUUCAAAUGUAGAGUCAAAUGUAGAGAAUGACACACCUUCGGAGUUUCGACUAAGUCAAUUGGAAUUUGGCUCACAAGAUAGCUUUAUAGCAUUUGGUUACAACAAGGUAGUAAAGUAAUAUGGUUCUUCACCUCAGCUGAGAUGCAGAUUUCUUGUAACUAUAAGUUGUGGGUAAGCUGACUCGUUAUUGUUAAAAUCUCAGGCGAACCUAACUGUUGCUUCUUUGUUUGACAACUUGGGCUGUAAUUUUUGGCAGUGAACAAGAGCUUGAUACUUGUUCAACUUGUGCUGCAACACUUCAAGCAUAUUAUCUUUUUUUUUGGCUUAUUGAAGUUUGACUAAUUGUGAUGUUACUGCAACACUUUUUUUGGGCUUAUUGAAGUUUGACUAAUUGUGAUGUUUCAA
Molecule: messenger RNA, 1775 nt
Organism: Medicago truncatula (barrel medic)
Lineage: Eukaryota; Viridiplantae; Streptophyta; Magnoliopsida; Fabales; Fabaceae
Product: SUPPRESSOR OF GAMMA RESPONSE 1
Exons: 6
Coding region: 151-1488 (445 amino acids)
Biological process (GO): regulation of DNA-templated transcription
Cellular component (GO): nucleus
Molecular function (GO): transcription cis-regulatory region binding; DNA-binding transcription factor activity
Source: RefSeq, a predicted model, not a curated record